This is a messenger RNA of Hipposideros armiger (great roundleaf bat), 1158 nucleotides long. It is a transcript of the gene CUNH19orf53, whose product is annotated as chromosome unknown C19orf53 homolog. The record is from RefSeq and is a predicted model, not a curated record. The transcript has 3 exons. NCBI's taxonomy places the organism in Eukaryota, Metazoa, Chordata, Mammalia, Chiroptera, Hipposideridae. The coding region runs from base 411 to 863 and encodes 150 amino acids.
AAUCAAAAUUAAUGCAAAAAAAAUCCAUGAUGAACAAAAUACCAAGCUAUUAAAUAGAGAGACUGGAACCCUAUAUUUGCAUACCUUAGCUCACCCAGGAUACCAGCACUUGUUGUUCCAAUAAAAGUUUAUUUCAAACAUUAGGCCGCCAGUCUACAGGCUGUAGUUUAACGAGUUGAUUUUUUUUUAAUAUUAAAAUAUUUUUAAAGGUCGAAAACACUAUCUUGAUUACGGAAUUUUGGGCACCCUUAAAUUCUGCACCAGUAAGUGCCUCACUCACCUCACCCUCGACCUAGACUGAAUUUUAUGUAUGAAGAACAUGAAACUGUAUACGUUUUACAAAACAAAUCAGCGCCCAAUAAUUCUUAGCUUAUAAUAAAUUCCUUCCAAGUUGAUGCGCAACGCUGCGUAUGAUCAACCACUCUUGGAACUGGCCCUUAAAACCCUUUGCCUCGUUGUCUCCCAUGAGCACUUGCGCCCUCCAGCUUCAAUGUAUCCCAUGGUGCCCUGCGCCUUUCCGGCUACAACUUCGCAGCUCUGCCCCUUCCGGCGCAUACUCGAUCAUGGCGCAGGGACAGCGCAAGUUCCAGGCGCGGAAGUCGGGGAAGAGCAAGACCGCGGCGGCUUCGGAACGAAACCGGGGCCCGAGGAAGGGAGGUCGUGUUAUCGCCCCUAAGAAGGCGCGCAUCGUGCAGCAGCGAAAGCUCAAGAAGGACCUGGAGGUUGGGAUCCGGAAGAAGAUAGAACAUGACGUGGUGAUGAAAGCCAGCACCAGCCUACCCAAGAAGCUGGCACUGGUGAAGGCCCCCGCCAAGAAGAAGGAGACAGCUGCCUCCUCCUCCUCCAUCAAGACACCUUCCUAAACACUUGGCCCAGCGGAGACUGUCACUGCAGCCCCCGCCUCCAUGCUCAGACCUCUGCAGGUGACCCCAUGGGCAGCACUGUGGACAGGAGGAGCCCUGUUCCCAAGAGCCUUGGGUUGCAGCUCUAGCUUCUGGGUAGUGGGGUGGCCUUGCUUGAGCAGGCAACCAGCACAUCCAUAGUGCAUGGCUUCCCUGGGUUCUGACAGCUUAGCAAUGGCCCCGAGCACACAUUUACCUUCCCAGUUCCUGUGUCCACUGGUUUAACCUGGAGCAAUAAACUUCGCUUUGUCAUUGC